Molecule: messenger RNA, 3283 nt
Organism: Grammomys surdaster
Lineage: Eukaryota; Metazoa; Chordata; Mammalia; Rodentia; Muridae
Gene: CUNH1orf21
Product: chromosome unknown C1orf21 homolog
Exons: 7
Coding region: 243-608 (121 amino acids)
Source: RefSeq, a predicted model, not a curated record
CCCCCGCGAGCGCCCAAGGUGCCGUCUUUGGUGUUCGCCAUAGGCCAUCUCUGCUCCUGUCUACAUUCCCCAGGCUCGACUCCAGCACAUAGACAAGACCUAAGAUGUGGUGAAGUGCACACACAGUUACCAGCACAGCCUCAAGGUGGAUUUCCUCUGUGCUUGAAGAGAGAGAAAGCAAUGUCCCGGUGUCUGUAGAGAUGAUUUGCAGUUCAGCGCAGCUGAAGCUGACCGAAUGAGCUAUGGGCUGUGCCUCUGCCAAGCAUGUCGCUACUGUUCAAAAUGAAGAGGAAGCACAGAAAGGGAAGAGCUACCAGAACGGGGAUGUGUUUGGCGAUGAGUAUAGGAUCAAACCCGUGGAAGAGGUCAAAUACAUGAAAAACGGGGCAGAAGAGGAGCAGAAAAUAGCAGCCAGGAACCAAGAGAACCUGGAAAAAAGUGCCAGCUCGAACACCAGGCUUAAAACUAAUAAAGAAAUCCCUGGAUUAGUCCAUCAACCCAGAGCAAACAUGCAUAUCUCUGAAAGCCAACAAGAAUUCUUCAGAAUGCUGGAUGAAAAAAUUGAAAAGGGUCGGGAUUACUGUUCUGAAGAAGAGGAUAUCACAUAGCAUCGAUUCUCCCAGUCAGACCAGGAGCUACUACUGUGUAAAUAGGUUACACCCCAGUUGAAACCUUUGCAAAGGUCGGUUCUCUUCACUGAAACAGCACUAUAGCAAAUGAAGACCGUUCCAUAUCCUAUGCCCCAUUAAAUUACAGUUUUUCUUAAUGAACCUGCAAAGGAAUAUUGCUAAACACAAACACACACACACAAAAACUGUUCUGGAACUUUCUUUGUUGCUGCUAGUUAAAACUUGUUGCAACUUUUCACUCCUCUCGUGUCCAAGUACGCAGCAGAAUUCUGCAGUUCACCUUAAAGAUACUAUUGGUUUCACGACGCUCUCUAGCCUGUUGUCCCUACGAUGGGGUACAGGUGAACUCUGAUACAGACGUCAGUUCUAGCCUGGUUCUGCUUUGAUGUCAAGCAUCCCCUCCCCUCCUUUCUCUUUAUCCAUCUCUCUUGAGUGGUCCAGAGAUGGCCUGAGCCUUGCUUCUCACUGAUAACGUGGGCCUUUGGACAUGGGAUGGUGGCCAUGGGUGAGCCUAGUUUCUCUGCUCAAAAGUAGAAGAGCCACAAUUGAUUGAAAGCAUGUUGUGACCUGACUCCCGGAAGUGACAAAGGAGCGAGCAAUCGAGCUAUAGGUUGUUCCACUUACUAGGACUCUUAGUGCAGGAUUAAGCUUGUAGCAUUGGCUUUUGCUCAGAUGCAAAUGGAAGUGUGACCACGUGACCACAAUCAUUUUCAACCCCUCCCUCCUCACUUUUUUUUUUCUAAGAAAUAAACAUUUUGCUGUUUUUAUGUAUCCUUGUCUUCUCCCAUUCAUCCAGUUCAGCAUUUUAAGAUGACCCUAGGUGUGGAAGCUAAGUCCUCUUUCACAGUGACACUGGUGAUUGCCCUCAAUGGCCCCCCACCCUACUGGUGACAUCUACCAUGGUUUGGAAGGGCUGUGAGUGGUGAGAGGAGAUAAGGGGACAACCCUGUGACUUCUUAGGAGGGCUGGAAACCACCGUUAACCUUUCAUUCUGUGCUAUUAAAACACACUGUUUUCUGAUUUCCCCCCUCAAUAUGUUACGUGAGCCUUGCUCCUUCAUUUGUUUCUGUUUCCAGCUCUGGUAGUGAGGGUAAAACAUGUCUGCCUACUAGAAAACAUAGGACAUUCACACUGGUGAUCUUAACUUGGAGAUGUGAAAGCCAAAAGCCCCUGGUGGUGGGGAGUGCUGACUGUGUGGUCAGUAGAGUUUAUUUUUCCAUACUAUAUGAAGAGGACAAUCUCUUCUCAAAGACAGAAGUAAUAUUUUUAACAAAUAUUGUCACAAGUAAAUAGCAAUCAAAAGGAGAAAAAUAACUUUUGUAUUUUUUUAAUCAUGUUUGAUAGCUUUGAUGAGGGUUCUCUUUGUUACUUUCAGGGGAGGGUACUCUAUUAAAUGCCACGCCAGGGCAUUUAAUUUAAUGCACGCCAGUCCAGGGUUGAGCUUGUCCUACACACACACACACACACACACACACACACAUACACACACACAUACACACACACACAAACACAGAGAGAGAGAGGUGGGGGGAAGAGGAGAAAGAGAGAGAGAGGAAUGCUGUGUUUUUCUCUCUGAGGGUUGUGAAUUUCAAGGGUCUCACUAUCAGCUGCCUGCCACCUUGGAAGGUGAAAUAGUUACAAGCGAGACAGUUAAGAUGUUUCCAAUUGUCUGCCACAGACUAGGACAGGAAGCUAAAUUCGUUCUUACCAAAAUGAGCCUUGACUUUCAAAGCUGUCCACAAAAUGGCAAGAUUCUUCAUCUCCUGUCAGACCCAAGGCAGCAAAAGCGAGGGGGGGGGAUGCAGCCGAGUGCUAUAGAAAAUGGACUCGGGUGUUAGCAACAAAAUCCUAUAAUUCAUGCACCCGGCAGCAGCUAUUUUGGGGAUCAGCUGUGGCUGUUACAUAAAUAGAGUUUCAGCCAAAAGCUAAGGCUUUUUAUCCAGCCUCAAGCAGAAAAAUGCAGGGAGAGUCUAGCAGUCUAGGGUUUUAAGUUCCCUCCCCCUUGUAUGUUUUUUUGGCCAAAGGACGAAAAUAGUUUUCCUCAACUGUAAAUGAACUGCUAAACCCCACCUCAACUCUGUUCACUGGAGACUUUGUUCACUGUUCUCUGGAUGGCCUUUUCCGGGAUCUCAUGUUCUUAUCAAGCAAGAAUGAAGUGAAUGUUAACGUCUUCCAUUCGACUCCUCUACAUGGUGUCUAAAACAGUGUCUUCCCAGAAGACCAACUCCCAGUACCUGAAGAUGAGACACCCAUGUCCCUUUCCUCAGCCACGGUUAGCAUUUGGAUGUUACUCAUGUCUCUUGGGAACCUCAUUUUUGAGUGUUAAUGAACCCCUAAGUGCUGUUAAGGAAACAGCGGUUUUCCACGGUUCUCUCUCCCGUGUUUUUUCACGAGGAUACCUUGCUGUACAAAAGCGAUUCUAUCUUCAGACGCGUGUUUGGUUACCUCCAGGAAUAGGUCCAAGAAUUGGGAUGGUUGACUGGGUUGGCAUGAAAUGCUUGACUGUGCUAGCAACACUCAAAACUGUCUGUUUUUCAUUUGUUGGUUUGAAUCAUAAAAUUGUCAAGUGAUUUGUGUUUGUACUUUAUUUUUCUAGAUCUUCUGGAAGGAUCUAAAUUAAAAAUAUGUGCCCCUCCCCCAUACCAGAACAUUAA